AUGAUGCAGAAGUUACCACUAGUGGAGGGACCCUCUGGUGAUAUCCCCAAAAUAAAGGCACGAUUUGGAAUAAAAUCAUCCUUUGAUUUUGUGUUUUUUGGACCCACUGGAAAGGACCGUUACGUACCAGAUACUAAACUUCUUGAGGACUGUGGUCUAGUCAGCGAAGGCAGUGUCCUGCUGGCUGACAACGUCAUUUGUCCCGGAGCUCCAGAAUAUUUGAAAUAUGUGAGGAACAGCCCACGCUAUGAAAGCCGAUACUACAAAUCCAACCUGGAGUACACCAAAGUUGAAGAUGGCCUGGAGAAAUCUGUCUUCUUAGGAUGAGAAAGGUCUUAUUUUACAAGAAGAAAAAAAUGAAAAAAAAGAGGAAAAAGAACAAGCCACUUCCUCUAAAAUACCCAGUGAAUCCAUGUCAAUUAAAUCAGACAAACUGAUAUUUUGUCCUUAACAGAA
Molecule: messenger RNA, 456 nt
Organism: Cyprinus carpio (common carp)
Lineage: Eukaryota; Metazoa; Chordata; Actinopteri; Cypriniformes; Cyprinidae
Product: catechol O-methyltransferase A-like
Exons: 3
Coding region: 1-327 (108 amino acids)
Biological process (GO): catecholamine catabolic process; developmental process; dopamine metabolic process
Molecular function (GO): catechol O-methyltransferase activity
Source: RefSeq, a predicted model, not a curated record